AUGUCUCAUGCAGAUGAUGGUAUAGAAAAUGUUUCCUCAGGAGUUUCCUUACAAGAUGAGAUAAAGCCAAACUUUAAUGGGGUGCCCGCUCAAGCUUUAGAUGCAGUUAGAAUGCGUCUUGCACAGUUAACACAUUCAUUAAAGAGGAUAAGAGAUGAAUUGGCCAGGGCCACGGUUCCCCAGUGGUAUACUUUGCAAUCCCAGUUGAAUGUGACUUUGUCUCAGUUGAUGUCAGUUACUUCAACGCUUCAGCAUUUCCAAGAUACUUUAGAUUCCACAGUGGUUUAUCCAUUGCCAAGCUUCCCAACAACUUCUCAUGAAGGUUUAUUGACUACAUUACUUAGGAAAAAAAAUAUACCAGAAGUAGAUGACUGGCUUGCAUUUUCUAAAGAUGUCUCUGGAUUAGAUUUGAAUAUUUUGUCAGAGCAACAAGUUGAAGAUUCGAUAAAGGAGGAUAGAGAGGCAACCAAAUGGGCAUUAACUAAGUUAGUUGGAGAACUUGAAAAGUAUGAUUUUAAAAAUUUGUAUUACAACAUUGAUGAGAAUAAUGUUCCUGUAAGACCAACUAACUAUUUUAAACCAAAGCAACCGUUCGAUAUCAAUUCGAUACUUGGUUUUACUUAUAAAGGUGAAGGGUUUAAAAAAAAGGAAGAAAAUUCAUCAACUAAAAAUGAAGAAGAUGUUAUUAUGGUCUAA
Vanderwaltozyma polyspora DSM 70294 is the source of this 696-nucleotide messenger RNA. It is a transcript of the gene MED8, whose product is annotated as RNA polymerase II mediator complex subunit MED8. The record is from RefSeq and is a predicted model, not a curated record. The coding region runs from base 1 to 696 and encodes 231 amino acids. Gene Ontology annotation, molecular function: RNA polymerase II cis-regulatory region sequence-specific DNA binding; transcription coregulator activity. Lineage: Eukaryota; Fungi; Ascomycota; Saccharomycetes; Saccharomycetales; Saccharomycetaceae. Gene Ontology annotation, cellular component: core mediator complex; mediator complex. Gene Ontology annotation, biological process: regulation of transcription by RNA polymerase II. The transcript has a single exon.